Molecule: messenger RNA, 1144 nt
Organism: Monosiga brevicollis MX1
Lineage: Eukaryota; Choanoflagellata; Craspedida; Salpingoecidae
Exons: 9
Coding region: 1-1026 (341 amino acids)
Cellular component (GO): mitotic spindle pole; spindle microtubule; cytoplasm
Molecular function (GO): microtubule binding
Source: RefSeq, a predicted model, not a curated record
AUGGGCCCCUGGCACAUUUUUGCGGCCGGCUGUGCCACGGGCGCGGCGACAGCUGGGUUGCUGGCCUGGCUGCGAAGCUCACCCGCUCGCGGUGGUGCCCCAGUCCUGAGCGAGGUGGGGCAGUUGGCGGCUGCGAUCGCGGCACUGACGCAGCAGGUGCAGCAGUUGGACACCACCAUCAGCAUUACGGCGCCGCUUCGAAACGAUGAUGAUGAGUUUCAAAUGGCCUCAGACGUCCUCCGCAUCGAAGCUGAACGCCCCCCACCUAGUCAUCCAUUAGCUACCAGCAGCGGCAGUCCAAUGGUGGAGGUGACCGUGCGGGCUGGAUCGCCCGGUCCCGAGCCCGUGCCCGUUGUGCCCAACCACUAUGCGACGGCAGACGAGUUACGGGAUGGUCACAAGGUUGAAGAGGCCGCCGACUACGUCCUUCAACAUCAGCAACAGUUUUUGGCCGAUGCUGAAGGCCUUUGGCGUCUCUGCCGAGCCUACUAUGACAAGGGGGAAAUUCACAAGGACAUCAAACAGGAGCAACUGAAUGCCGCCAUUCCUCGCGGCAAAGACGCCAUCGCCAAGGACCCCAACAAUGCACGUGCUCAUAAAUGGUAUGCGAUUGUCCAAGGUGCCCUGUCCGAUUUUGUAUCGCUUCAAGAGAAGCUUGAGUGCGGUAUGCUCUUUCGAAAGCAUGUGGAGCGCAGUCUGGAGCUGGAUCCCUCUGACGCGCUCGCCCACCAUCUCUUGGGCCGUUUUUGCUUUGAGGUGGCCAAGUUGACCUGGUUUGAAAAGCAAGCCUGCAAAACAUUUAUCGGCACUCCCCCAGAGGCAACCUAUGAGGAGACCCUGAGCCACUUUGAACAGGCGGACAAGUAUCAGCCCAACUGGAUCAUGAACUUGCUUUUCAUGGGCAAGUGCUGCGUGCAGUUGGGCCGCAAGGCUGAUGCCAAACGCUACUUUCGUCAAGCCGCCGAACUGCCUGCCGGGACGCCCGAGGAUAACACGGCGCAAGCCGAAGCACGACAACUGAUGUAACUGGAUGAAGCUGUUUCUGGCCACCAAGCCGAGGGCGGUGCGCGGCCGGAUGGCAUUUGGAUAAAUUGGUGUCAGAUUGGGAGUCGUGCAAACCCCAUAAUUUACAACAGAAGGAUAA